This is a messenger RNA of Menidia menidia (Atlantic silverside), 579 nucleotides long. Lineage: Eukaryota; Metazoa; Chordata; Actinopteri; Atheriniformes; Atherinopsidae. The record is from the annotation of a GenBank genome assembly.
AUGACAAAUGUGUGGUUCAAAAACCGGCGGGCCAAGUGGCGGAAACGGGAGCGGAACCAGCAGGCGGAGCUGUGCAAGAACGGCUUCGGCGCGCAGUUCAACGGACUCAUGCAGCCCUACGACGACAUGUACACGGGCUACUCCUACAACAACUGGGCCACCAAGAGCCUGGCCAGCAGCCCGCUCUCCGCCAAGAGCUUCCCGUUCUUUAACUCCAUGAAUGUAAGCCCCCUCUCGUCCCAACCCAUGUUCUCCCCGCCCAGCUCCAUCCCCUCUAUGAACAUGGCCUCCAGCAUGGUUCCCUCGGCAGUGGCCGGAGUCCCCACCUCGGGCCUCAACAACCUGGGCAACCUCAACAACCUCAACGGGCCCGCCGGGCUCAACUCGGUGGCGGUUACCGCGGCAACCUGUCCCUACGCCCCCUCGGCGGGGCCCUACAUGUACAGAGAUACCUGCAACUCCAGCCUGGCCAGCCUGCGGCUCAAGGCCAAGCAGCACACCAACUUCGCCUACCCCGCCGUGCAGAACCCCGUGUCCAACCUGAGCCCCUGCCAAUACGCGGUGGACCGGCCAGUAUGA